Molecule: messenger RNA, 1872 nt
Organism: Panicum hallii
Lineage: Eukaryota; Viridiplantae; Streptophyta; Magnoliopsida; Poales; Poaceae
Product: zinc finger MYM-type protein 1-like
Exons: 4
Coding region: 1-1872 (623 amino acids)
Molecular function (GO): protein dimerization activity
Source: RefSeq, a predicted model, not a curated record
AUGAGGCGCCUUUGUGAGCUCCUAGAUGAGGUUUUUGUGCGGACAAAGGAAAAUGCUGAGAAGAAACUCACUUUGACAUAUGAAGAGAUGGAAGCAGAACGGGAAGAGAGGCCAGAGCUACGAAGAGCUCAUGAUGAGAAACUUGAAUCAAAAAAUAGAGGAAAUUUUAUUGAAUUGAUUAAACUUCUUGCAGAAUUUAAUCCUGAAAUUGCUGCCGUUGUCUUGGAAAAUGCUCCUCAAUGUGCCAAGUACACGUCACCUGAUAUUCAAAAGGAAAUUUUAAGUAUUUUUGCAUUGAAAAUCAGGAAGCAUAUUCGUGAAGAAAUUGGUGAUCAAAAGUUCUCUAUUAUUGUAGAUGAGACAUGUGACAUUUCAAAGCGAGAACAAAUGGCAAUUGUUUUGAGAUUUGUUGAUAUUGAUGGUGUUUUACAAGAAAGAUUCUUUGACUUGGUACAUGUGAGGAACACAAAAGCUCUAACGCUGAAAGCGGAGAUAUGCUAUGUAUUGUCUACCUAUGGUUUUGAUGUGCAGAACCUUCGAGGUCAAGGUUAUGAUGGUGCUAGUAAUAUGAGGGGGGAGUUGAAUGGACUGCAAGCACUUGUUCUUAAAGAAUGCCCUUAUGCUUAUUAUGUCCAUUGCUAUGCACAUCGUUUACAACUUGCUUUGGUUGCUGCAGCAAAGGAUGUUGUUCCUGUUACUCAGUUUUUUCAGAAGUUACUCUUUAUUGUGAACACAGUUGACUCGUCAGCAAAGCGGCAUGAUGAGCUUCAUGAUGCCCAAGUGGUUGAACUUGCACGGUUGUUGGCUGUUGAUGAGCUUGAGACAGGUCAAGGGGCAAAUCAAAUCCGCUCACUAAAACGUCCAGGAGACACUAGGUGGGGUUCACACUUAGGUUCAAUUUCGAGCCUUAUGGACAUGUUUAAUCCAGUAAGUACAGUUUUGCAAAAUUUAGCUGCUGACUCAACAGCUGGUACAAAUCGUGCUGAUGGGGAUACUUCUUUCAACUACAUGAUAUCUUUUGAGUUUGUAUUUAUUCUAUGUCUCAUGAGAGAAAUAUUGGAGAUCACCGAACAACUUGGUCAAGCUCUCCAAAAGAAAUCACAGGACAUAGUAAAUGCUAUCCGUCUUGUGCAAACAACAAAAAUUCUUCUUGAGAAAAUGAGAUCAGAUGAUGGUUGGGAAACUUUUAUUUGCAAGGUUAUGGAGUUCUGUGUGGACCAUGAUAUUGAUAUCCCGAACAUGGAUGAAACAUACAUUUUACGUGGUGGCCGUGCUCGUCGUCAACCUAAUCAUUUUACCACAGAUCAUUUCUUUAGAGUGGAGGUAUUUCGGGCAACACUUGAUACUCAGUUGGCUGAACUAAAUCUGAAGUUUAAUGAGAAGGUGAUUGGUCUUUUAUCCAUUUGUGUCACAUUGGUUCCAAAAAAUGGUUUUGCAUCUUUCCAAUCUAGUGAGAUUUGUAAGAUGGUUGAGAAGUACUAUCCAGCUGAUUUUAACCAACAAGAAAUAAUUGGAUUGGAGUACCAAUUAAACCAUUUUGUUGUGGAGGCUUCUAGAAGUGAUGACCUCAAAAGAAUUGCAACUUUAGCCGAGCUUUGCAAAUGUCUUGUUAACACAGGACGUCAUAGAGUCUUCAACUUGGUUGAUCGGUUACUUCGGUUGCUUGUCACUCUUCCGGUUUCAACUGCUACUGCUGAGCGUGCUUUUUCUACCUUGAAGAUCAUUAAAACAAGGCUACGCAACAGAAUGGAAGAUGACUUUCUCGCUAAUAGCAUGCUAGUGAAUAUAGAAGCUGAAAUUCUUGGGGACUACAAUUAUGAAGACAUAAUUCAUGAUUUUAUUGAUGUGAAGAAACGAAAAGUACACUUUUGA